Manihot esculenta (cassava) is the source of this 2206-nucleotide messenger RNA. Its product is annotated as auxin efflux carrier component 6. Gene Ontology annotation, molecular function: auxin efflux transmembrane transporter activity. NCBI's taxonomy places the organism in Eukaryota, Viridiplantae, Streptophyta, Magnoliopsida, Malpighiales, Euphorbiaceae. Gene Ontology annotation, biological process: auxin export across the plasma membrane; auxin polar transport. The transcript is spliced from 7 exons. The record is from RefSeq and is a predicted model, not a curated record. The coding region runs from base 62 to 1747 and encodes 561 amino acids. Gene Ontology annotation, cellular component: endoplasmic reticulum; plasma membrane.
CCAUUAACUGAUCUAUAUACAAAACUCAGAAGAAAAAGAAAGAGAAAGAGGAAGAGAGAAGAUGAUAACAGGAGAUGAUUUCUACAAGGUGAUGUGUGCAAUGGUGCCUUUGUAUUUUGCAAUGCUGGUUGCAUAUGGGUCAGUGAAGUGGUGGAAGAUAUUCACACCAGAGCAAUGUUCAGGGAUCAACAGAUUUGUUGCUGUUUUUGCAGUCCCAGUUUUAUCUUUCCACUUCAUUUCUCAAAAUAAUCCAUACCAAAUGGAUACCAAGUUCAUAUUAGCUGAUACACUCUCUAAGAUCAUAGUCCUUGUUGUUCUCUCAGUUUGGGCUGUUUUCUUUAAUGGAGGAUUGGAUUGGCUCAUCACUCUCUUCUCAGUCGCAACUUUGCCUAACACUCUUGUCAUGGGCAUCCCUUUGCUCAUGGCCAUGUAUGGAGAUUUCACUCAGAGCCUUAUGGUGCAAGUGGUUGUUCUUCAGUGCAUCAUAUGGUACACUCUUUUGCUCUUCCUCUUCGAGUACAGAGCAGCAACCCUCCUAAUCAAAACCCAGUUCCCAGGACCCACAGCAGCCUCCAUUACCAAAAUCGAACUCGACAAUGAUGUCAUCUCCCUCGAUGGCAGGGACCCACUCCGCACUGAAUCUGAAACCGACGGCAACGGCCGAAUCCGAGUUCGUAUCCGCAGGUCCACUUCCUCCGCCCCAGAAUCCGCCCUAUCAUCCUCCAUCUGCCUCACUCCUAGACCCUCAAAUCUCUCCAACGCAGAAAUCUUUUCUGUCAACACCCCUGCGCCAUUUUAUGAAUACAGUAUAAAUCCUAAUGCGAAUAAUGGUUACACUCAUUACAAUCAUGGACCAAACAACGAGAUAAUAAUAUGUAAUGGGGACUUGGGUUUCGGAUAUCGGUCCGGAACGAGUCCUAGACUAUCGGGAUACGCUUCAUCGGAUGCUUACUCGCUGCAACCCACGCCAAGGGCGUCGAAUUUUAAUGAGCUGGAUGUGACGAACGCCGGGGGUACGCCAUACUGGGUCAGGUCUCCGGUUGCCGGGAAAUUUUUCAGGCAGCCGUCCCCGGCGGUUCCAGAUGUCAGAAUGGUAUGGGGAGAGUCGCCAGGAAAGUGUCAAAAUGGAGGAGCAGGCGCCGGCAAAGAUAUUACAGAAAAGGAAAUUAGCUUUAGAGACAGUAGCAAAACGGCAGCGCUUGAGGAGACUAAUUCAAAAGAAGCAGCAACUGACCAAGAAAUGCCUCGUGCUUUUGUGAUGCUGAAGCUCAUACUCAUUGUAGUAGGACGGAAGCUCUCUCGCAACCCAAAUACAUAUUCUAGUGUGAUAGGCCUUCUCUGGUCUUUAAUCUCAUUCAAAUGGAAUGUGGGAAUGCCAAGCCUGGUAAAAAACUCUAUCAAAAUCAUUUCAGAUGCAGGACUUGGAAUGGCCAUGUUCAGUUUAGGGUUGUUCAUGGCCCUUCAACCUCGAAUAAUUGCAUGUGGGAAGAAAAGGGCAACAAUGGGAAUGGCAAUCCGAUUUAUUUGCGGUCCCAUAGUGAUGUCAGCCGCUUCUGUCGCCGUUGGUCUAAGAGGAGUUCGGUUACGCGCCGCCAUAGUCCAGGCAGCUCUUCCACAAGGGAUUGUACCGUUUGUUUUCGCAAGGGAAUAUGGAUUACAUCCUGACAUUUUAAGCACAGGGGUCAUAUUUGGGAUGCUAGUUGCUUUACCAGUAACGCUGCUCUAUUACAUAAGCCUAGGGCUUUGAGGAGAAAAAGGAGAAUCCAAAGCAUGAGUUCAUCAAUGGCAUUAAUUGUCCCUACCAAUGGUUUGGUUGAUGAUCCAGCCAUUAUAUAGCCUUCCAUUAGCAAGAUGAGUGUUUUGUUUUUAAUUAUUUUUUGGAAUUAUUGUACACGUUCCUGUGCAGAUUGACUAGAAAAAAGGGGUUGGAGGUCAAAAAAAAGAAAAGCCUGAAAAGAUGGUGUUAGGUUAUAUAUUGAUGGCGAGUACAUAGGGUAGUGGUAACCGAAAGGAAAAUGGGAAAUUAUGAUGACUUAUGAUGAAGGUAGGAGACUCACUUUCAUGUCUGCAGGUGGGUAAAGUUGUUGCACAUCCAAGGAUGCUUCACACAACUAAAGAUUUAUAUAUAUUCUAUUGUGUAUGAAAAUUGAAAAGAGAGAUCAAAGAGAAGCAGAAUAUAUAUGAUUUCUACUUUUUCUUUGUUUUA